GCGUCCGUGCACGACAUCAACCGUGCUCUUCCCCGGCCGGCUGGCCGAGAGACCACGUCAGAGCUCUGUGCCCGCUAUCUGUCCAUCAGUACCAAUCAGGACGAAGAUGACUAACUUCAUCCAGUCACCUCCAGCGUUCCCCAGAUUUGCUCGCCCUAUAUAACCAGCUGCACCGUCUCUCCCAGAUCUCUCCCCUUCCCAGCACCCACCCGUCGCCCAGCAGACUACAUCAACACCACAUCCUCGACGAUCAAGAUGAGCGAAGGUCUUUGCCAGCACUGUGUCAGCGGCGUCCGCCACGAGGGCACACCCGAAGGCAAGAUCGAGAAGAUCGGCGGGGCCGAAGCCUAUAUUGCGACGCCCUCCGGCGACUACGACAAGACGAAGGUCGUUAUCAUCGCCACGGAUGUCUUCGGUAUCCCGCUCAACAACAACAAGCUCCUCGCGGACACCUUCGCGCAAAACGGCUACAGGACCGUCGUCCCCGAAUACCUUAACAACGACCCCGUACCCGAGGACGCAUUCGACGCGCCGGGCAAGUUCGACGUCGGUGCCUGGUUUGGCAGGCAAGGCCCUAGCGUUUGGAAGCCCGUCAUUGACAGCGUCGUCGCGGCGCUCAAGGCGGAGGGCGUGACGCGCAUCGGCGUCACCGGCUACUGCUACGGCGCCCCGCCCGCGCUCUACCUCGCGUACAACAACAUCAGCGCCGCCACUGUCCUCGCGCACCCGUCUCUGCUCAAGCCCGAGGACCUCGAGAAAUACCGUGAUGAGUCCAAGGUGCCGAUCCUCAUCAACAGCUGCGAGACCGACUCGCAGUUCCCACCGGACUUCCAGGCCAAGGCGGACGAGAUCUUCAAGGGCUUUGCGCCCGGCUACGAGAGGCUGUACUGGGAGGGAUGCACGCACGGCUUUGCUGUCCGUGGUGACAUCAGUGACCCGAAGAUCAAGGCCGGCAAGGAGGGUGCCUUCGAGGCCACCGUCAAGUUCUUCAAGAAGCACCUGUAAACCGAUAGCCGUCUUCUCUGAUCGCGCGAAGUGUGUUCACACGAAGAGGGUAUCGUGCAGCCUGGCGUCAAGAAUAACUCGCGUGGGAAUCCAUGCUCAGAGUGAAGGCGGAUAUUUAUCCUUCUUACCCAAGAGUCCCGCUGCGUCAUUCGCGGGUUCAACCCCGUAGGUAUACCUCUUGUAUCAUACUGUUCGAAUACCAGUGUAUCCAAGCGAAGGCUGGGAAGGAGGGCGCCUUUGAGGCCACGGUCAGGUUCUUCGGAAAACACCCGUAGUAGUUGCAUGAGGCUGGACGAGGUGGCUUUAGCGCACAGAGGUCGCACUAACACGACAAAGUG
This is a messenger RNA of Rhodofomes roseus, 1343 nucleotides long. RefSeq names its product alpha/beta-hydrolase. The record is from RefSeq and is a predicted model, not a curated record. Bases 256 to 1005 code for a protein of 249 amino acids. The transcript has 6 exons. Gene Ontology annotation, molecular function: hydrolase activity. Lineage: Eukaryota; Fungi; Basidiomycota; Agaricomycetes; Polyporales; Fomitopsidaceae.